AUGCGUCUGAUCAACGUACGCACCAUGCAAUUGGAGGAGUUCCACAGCGGCCACAUCCCCAACUAUGCAAUCCUAUCACACAGAUGGGAACUGGAAGAAGUUUCAUUUCAGGAAAUGGGGGCGCCGAAGAUCUUUGGGAAGAAGGGCUACGGCAAAAUCCAAUCGGCAUGCUGGAUGACGCGGAAUAAAGGGCUAUCAUAUCUCUGGGUUGACACCUGUUGCAUCGAUAAGACCAGCUCUUCCGAGUUGACCGAAGCCAUCAAUUCCAUGUACCGAUGGUACAAAGACGCCGAGAUAUGCUUUGCAUUUCUCAGCGACAUUGAGAUCCACAAACAAGAUAUUGCAGCCAGUGUGUGGUUCACCAGGGGUUGGACACUGCAAGAACUUAUCGCUCCCAAACAUGUCAGUUUUCAUGACCGGAACUGGGUGUUCCUGGGGACCAAAGACAAACUAGCAACCUACCUUUCCAGGGUCACUGGCAUCGAUACCGAUGUCCUGGUUGGCCGCCGUGGCCCGGCAGGUUGUUCUGUCGCUCAACGUAUGUCGUGGGCUGCGAAGCGAGUAACACAACGUGUCGAAGAUCGGGCCUACAGUCUGUUGGGUCUUUUCGACGUCAGCAUGCCGAUGUUGUACGGAGAAGGCGAGAGAUCGUUCAUCCGGCUGCAAGAAGAAAUCAUCAAACAUUCGGAUGAUCAUUCGAUCUUUGCUUGGGAUCGGGGCCACAAGGGUUACUUCGGUGGCCACAGUGGUCUGUUAGCUACCUCGCCUUCUCAAUUCGUCAUGUGUCAAAACGUUGUCCGCUCGACAAAGACACUCCUCAGUACCGGGGGGUUCUCCAUCACCAACGUCGGCCUGUCUAUUCUGUUGACCACCAUCCCCUGGGGCAUGGAGACUUAUCUUGCCAUUCUCAACUGUAGCCUGAGGGAUUAUCCAGACAGUAGGCUCGGCAUUUUUCUCGAGCGGCUAUCUUCAGCUCGAGUUGAGGAACAGUUCGCCCGAGUCCAGUAUGUCGGAGCCACCGUUCAGCCCGUGGAGAUCAAGGAGGUCAUGAAGGACUCUAUGCGUCGGACACGGUCGGUACACGUUCGACAGAUCAUCAUUGAUGCUCCGCUUCGUCGGUGGCCUGGGUUUCGAUUUCAUGACUUGGACCUGCCCGGGUACGAUGUAGAAGAACUUCUCCAGGUCAGAUACCAUUUCAGAGAUGGGUUGCGUGCUACCACACGGUAUAGCUCGGAUGAAGUGCGCUUUGCGAUUGACUACGCUCAACACGGCGUGUCAGACCUGCCUCGCAAGCCGAUAUUUUCUUCAAUACCUCAAGGUCGUGGAACGGUAGCAGUAAUUUAUAUCCCGCCGCAGAAACAGGACAAGCACGGAGAGCGAAUCUGCUGGAUGAAGUUCGGGUUUGACGAAGAAUUCGCUCCGAUGUGCAUCUUCGGCAGGCGACGCUCGCUCUGGGGCGGGACAUCUGCACACCUUGCUGUUGAUGCCGAGUCAUUUUUGGCGGCCGAGUAUGAUUACGGAGAGCAUGCGCUGCUUUUUCGGAAUGAUUGGAUUGUACAGAACGAUGACUGUAUCGAUGCAGUGGACAUGGCCGCGCUUUGGCAACAGCGUAAUUUCUGCAUCCUCCGCGGUCACCGGGACAGAGGGUUAGAGGCCAGAAUAUCGUUUCUGAGACUUCACAUCUCAAUACGUCUGCAUUCGGUCCCGGAAUGGUAUGCUCCGUACGGCAAGCCGGCCACCCUGUUGCCUGGUAUGAAUAUCUGGACCAUCAAUGUGAGCUCGUGGAAGGAUCGCAAGCAGAAUGAAGCCAUGAAAUCGGCAUUUGGCGGCGCGGAGUUUCUACUCAAGUCUUUGGAUAUGUUGGACGAAUGA
Molecule: messenger RNA, 1872 nt
Organism: Capronia coronata CBS 617.96
Lineage: Eukaryota; Fungi; Ascomycota; Eurotiomycetes; Chaetothyriales; Herpotrichiellaceae
Exons: 1
Coding region: 1-1872 (623 amino acids)
Source: RefSeq, a predicted model, not a curated record